Messenger RNA from Spodoptera frugiperda (fall armyworm), 2725 nucleotides. RefSeq names its product double C2-like domain-containing protein beta (gene Rph). The coding region runs from base 162 to 1847 and encodes 561 amino acids. Gene Ontology annotation, cellular component: membrane. The transcript is spliced from 9 exons. Gene Ontology annotation, molecular function: small GTPase binding. The record is from RefSeq and is a predicted model, not a curated record. Gene Ontology annotation, biological process: intracellular protein transport. Lineage: Eukaryota; Metazoa; Arthropoda; Insecta; Lepidoptera; Noctuidae.
AGUUUUCAAGAGCGAUGUUAAAAUAUCGAUUAUUAUGAGCGGCCACGCGCGAAGCAACAGUUGUACGUUAUCAACAGGCGCGAACGCGCGGCGCCACUGUCCCGCGCUCCGCGAAUAUUUUCAAAUUAUUUUUUUUUAGUUAAUUUUUUUCGAACAGUGCAAUGAAUUUUCAAAGUAAAGCCAACAAAUAUGUGUGUCCUAAUGACCGGCAGCUGUCUUUGAGAGCCAAAUUACGCACAGGAUGGAGUGCGGCCCGCAGCGAGCCGCCGCUCACCGCGAGCGAGAGAGAGGCCAUCGCUGCCGUCGUCAAACGAGCGGAGAAAAUUGAUGAAGUCGAGGCCAAGAGAGUCGGCAGACUGGUGGCCAGGCUUGAAAGUAUGCGCCGCUCAGCCCAAGGCCCCGCUCCCCGGACCUGCCUGCUGUGCGGCGAGACUGCUCGACUCCUCGCUCCGUUGAGGACCUGCUCCAUCUGCAGACACACAGCAUGCUCCAAGUGUGUCAUUGAAAAUCUACCGCAUAGAUCUCCGAUAUACUCCAGAGAGGCGUACAUGUGCAACCUGUGUGCGGAGACGAGGGAGAUGUGGAAGAAGUCAGGAGCCUGGUUCUUCAAGUCGGUCCCCAAGUACAUACUGCCCGACAGGAGAACUACCGGACGGUAUCUGGACUCUGAGCUCGCGAGGUCUUUACAGGAAGCAGGGAACAGCAGCAACGAAGGGAAGACGGACUCGGAGCCAGGGUCUCCGAUGAGCGUGCACGCGCCUUCCUUCUCCAGGCAGGCCAGCAACACUGACAGCAGGAAGUCCAUCACAUCGCCACAUGACACCCACUACGAAUGGAGCGAAACAGACAUCCUAUCACACGGCUUCAGUGGACUCAGUCUGCAUCGACAGGACAGCCUAACACAAAGACCGCUAGCAUCCCUAAAAAGGACAGGCAGUAAAGGCAGUGCCUACAGCCUUCGAAGCAUGAGAAAAGAGAUGCCUAAACCGACCACCCAAAUUGAGAGACCCCCUACGAUACCUGACGCUGGAUUUGGGACCCUAGAAAUUAAAUUGGCGUAUGAGAAUGCGACCUCGUCAUUGGCUGUUACUGUGUUAAGAGCUAGGGGUCUGAUCGGGAUGGAUAUGACUGGAUUGUCUGAUCCGUUUUGCAGAUUGGAGGUUUUGCCUAGAGGAUCCUACUCCAACAGACUACGAACUAAAACAGUUCACAAAACGAAGAACCCGGAGUUCAACGAGACGCUGCAUUUCUUCGGCAUCACUGAGUCGGACCUCGCUGUCAAAUCGCUGGAGAUCGUGCUGUUUGAUGAUGACAGAUACGGCUGCGAUGAAAUGGGAUCUGCAACAGUAGCGCUGCGGGAAUGCGCGAAGUCUCCAGCUCAGUUGCGCCUGGCCUUGUCAGGAUCAUCAGGUGCAGAGCCUACUGGGCCCAGGAUACUGCUGGCUCUGUGCUAUAGCACGAAGAGGAGGGCGCUGGUGGUGACCAUCUGCCGUGGUGCUGAUCUUCCGCCGCAAGACAGCAAUGGCUAUUCCGAUCCAUUUGUUAAAUUGCAUUUGGAUCCCGACCCUUAUCACAAGAAGCACAAAACAUCGAUUAAAUGGCGAAACUUAAAUCCAGUUUGGAAUGAAGAAUUUCUUUUCGAAACUCGUCCCACGGAACUUUCCCGCCAAAAUUUGACAUUGACAGUUUGGGACAAAGACUAUGGUAAGCCCAAUGACUUUUUGGGCAGUCUUGUUUUAGGAGCGAGUUCUAAAGGAAGGAGGUUGAAACACUGGAUGGAUUGUAUAAAGUUUCCUGAUCACCGUCACGAAUCCUGGCACUCCUUGACAGAUACCCAACAUCUAUAAGCUAUUAAAUAUUAUUAUGUAAAAAACUGUGUCAAAAGUACGUAGCAAACUCUACCUAUACAUAGCUAUGGCCGUUAUUUUACUAUAGGUAUGUAGUUUCCAAUGAAAAAUGGCCAGCCAAUAUCAUUCUAAUACCGCAUCGUUGUUCAAUCAUCAUCGACAAUAGCUAAAUGUGAUUAUAAUAUUUUUCUGAAUAUAAAUAAACGUCAAAUAUUUUUAAAUUCGUAUGAAAUGAAAGCACCAAAACAAGAAAGAAUGAAAUAUUUUCUUAAAUGGUUUUUGUAAUUAAAUACAAGAAGAGUUGAGAGCUUCGAAGCAAAAGGGUGCUUGAUGAACAUUGUAUUGUAAAUAAAAUUAUUUAAAAAACAUAAAUAUUUACGUAAAAAUACAUACUUAUUAGAAAUCUGUUCAUAGAAUAAAUCUCAGUUUCAAAAUGUCUAAAUGUGCGAACGAACUUUUAGGUACUUUCGAAAGUGUUGCUACAUAAAAUAUUUAGAUAAAAAAAUGUUAAAUCUACUUAAUAUUUAGAAAACUUUUUGGGUACUAUACAUUUCUAUACAGGUAAACUACAAAAUAUAUAAAUUAUUGCAUGUUGCGUAGAUAGAAACUGUUAAUCAAUGAAUGUAUAGAUUAAAAAUAUUGAUGAUGUAUUUACCUACUUAGUUAAGUUUGAAUAAAAUCGAAUAUCCAUAUUUAAAGUUAGUGUUAAAAUUAAAAGUUGUUGAAAGUAAUUUCUGUGUAUUUUUGUACUUUGCUGUUCCGGUUUGCAUGUGCCAAAUGUAUCUUUGAAAUUUAGAUUAAGCUGACGACUGCCUUUAUAUCAUAAUAUUCAUGUACCUACCUAAAUAUACUGUGAAAUAAAGACUUUCGAAAAUAAA